Messenger RNA from Aspergillus oryzae RIB40, 1227 nucleotides. RefSeq lists its product as uncharacterized. Bases 1 to 1227 code for a protein of 408 amino acids. The record is from RefSeq and is a predicted model, not a curated record. Lineage: Eukaryota; Fungi; Ascomycota; Eurotiomycetes; Eurotiales; Aspergillaceae. The transcript has 3 exons.
AUGAAGGAGUCCGACCUGCUCAAAAGUACCCCAUCCAUAGGUAAUAAGGAAUACGAUUCAUAUUCUUGGGAAUUACUCGAAGACCAUCCGCUCCGGUCCCAUCCUACUGAAUGUAUUCCUGGCUUGUCCUCCUAUGUGGCUAAGUAUUUGGCUAUAUUAAAAAGACGAUGGACGGAACGCAUAUUCCCAAUAGUCUGCCUAAUUCUGAUGUUCCUGAUUGUAAUUCAGUUUCUGGCGGCGCUGCCGUACGGGCUUACAUACAUCGUUUUCCGUAGUGGAAUCGAGGAGCAGAAGGGCUUUGUUCAAUGGCCUACUGAGUUCAGUCGAGAACCAAGUACCUGUAUUCUUUACAAUCCACAGGCGCGUGAUGCUAUCCAGUAUGCUAUCGAUGCUGGAUGCUCGGGGGUUAAGGUGGAUCUUCAGGCACAGGAGAGUGAGCUUCUCGUGGACAGUCUAGUGUCGGAUCGAGAGGCGCCAGGCACUCUGGGCACGUCUACUGAUGAGACUAGCCCAAUCGGUCUAUUUGAUGAAGACCCAGCACGGCCUUUUACGUUAUUUCUGGAGCUUCACACUUCGGUACAGGCAGCAUGGCCGCAUCUAGUUUCUCAACUCAUGCCGUUGAAACAAAAGGGUUACCUUUCCUAUCGGAAUGGAACACGGGUCGUCCCUCGUCCCGUUACCAUUGUCCUCACAGGUUUAGAGGGCCUAGACUUCGGCGACGUGGUUGGAUCCGACCAUGAUAACAUCCUCGAUAGCAUGAUGUUCGAUACCUCGCUGGAGCAAUUAGUGAAGGAGGAUUACGGUCCUACCUUGAGAGUAACCCAAUCCUCUCGUGGUGUCGGAGGGAGCAAUUCCGCGCAGACUGAGGCGGACACAGAUAACCUCAAACAGUCCCAUGAGUCUUCAUAUCAACUCGUCACUGCGACCGCGAAUUUCACCCGAUCAAUCGGUUUCCCUCGUCGUGGUGGUCGGUUCUCUCCGCAACAGAUCGAGCGUGUGCGCGCCCAAGUGCGCGCCGCUCAUCGGCGCGGUCUUCGCGCGCGAUAUGAGGGGACCUCAGAUUAUCCACCACCAGUGCGACGGAUGAUCUGGCGAAUUUUGGUUCGCGAGGGUGCGGAUAUAAUUGAGAUUGAUGGUAGAGGAUGUGAAAUUCCUUGGUGGAGGCGAUUCUUUGUCACCGGAAGCAUGGAAUGCCGCGGUCGGAAAGGAGAUACCGGUAACGUAUAA